Alligator sinensis (Chinese alligator) is the source of this 7885-nucleotide messenger RNA. It is a transcript of the gene DCUN1D3, whose product is annotated as defective in cullin neddylation 1 domain containing 3. Gene Ontology annotation, molecular function: cullin family protein binding; ubiquitin-like protein binding; ubiquitin conjugating enzyme binding. The transcript has 5 exons. Bases 243 to 1157 code for a protein of 304 amino acids. Gene Ontology annotation, biological process: positive regulation of ubiquitin-protein transferase activity; protein neddylation. NCBI's taxonomy places the organism in Eukaryota, Metazoa, Chordata, Crocodylia, Alligatoridae. Gene Ontology annotation, cellular component: ubiquitin ligase complex. The record is from RefSeq and is a predicted model, not a curated record.
UGAUGCAGAGGCAGGGAGGGAGGGGGGAAGGCAAGCUGGAGUAUCGCUGGGAGCCGCGGAGGCUUUCCACGUGAAGUCCUGGAAGUCGGAAGGAGACUAAGUAAUAGUGAAAUGACCCGUUAUGCAUUUGAGAAUACUGUGUUAGUCAACUUCCACUGAUGGCAUGUUGAAGUUUAGUGAACAGCAGCUGAGCGGGUGUGUGACUGGAAGGGGACUGCUCUAAAAGCUGGGCUUGCAGCAACAUGGGCCAGUGUGUCACUAAGUGCAAGAACCCUUCUUCCACCCUUGGCAGCAAGAAUGGAGAGAGGGAGUCCAGCAGCAAGUCGCACAGCAAAAAAAGUGCAGUCCACAAGGAAGAACACCCCUCAGUAUGUGGGAAAUCCUCUGGGGAUAUACUUGUCAACGGGACAAAGAAAAUGGAUGCUGCUGUAGAAUCUAGUCAACCUCCGACUUUCUCUGGUGAUGUAAAGAAAGAGCCUGUUUCUGGUGCAGAAGAGUCUUCACUCCAAAGGAUCGGGGAGUUAUUUAGGAGAUAUAAGGAUGAACGUGAAGAUGCCAUCCUGGAAGAAGGCAUGGAACGUUUUUGCAAUGACCUCUGUGUUGACCCCACUGAAUUUAAAGUGCUAGUCUUGGCUUGGAAGUUCCAGGCAGCUACCAUGUGCAAAUUUACAAGGAAGGAGUUCUUUGAGGGCUGCAAAGCAAUAAAUGCGGACAGCAUCGAUGGCAUUUGUGCUAGGUUCCCCAGCCUCUUAAAUGAAGCCAAACAAGAAGAUAAAUUCAAGGAUCUCUAUCGUUUCACCUUUCAGUUUGGCCUGGACUCUGAAGAAGGACAGAGGUCGUUACAUCGGGAAAUAGCCAUUGCCCUUUGGAAGUUAGUUUUCACGCAGAAUAAACCCCCUAUAUUGGACCAGUGGCUAAACUUCCUAAUUGAGAACCCCUCAGGAAUCAAGGGAAUCUCCCGGGACACGUGGAACAUGUUUCUAAAUUUUACUCAGGUGAUUGGACCAGAUCUUAGCAACUACAGUGAAGAUGAGGCCUGGCCUAGCCUCUUUGACACCUUUGUGGAGUGGGAAAUGGAACGAAGGAAAAAGGAAGAGGAAACCAAAUGUAUUACAUCUUCAGACACGGAGGGUCUGUGUCCAGAAGAACAGACUUAACAGCAUUUGCGCAGCAGUGACACAACCAGCCUGUUGCCCUUUUGUUUAGUGUAAACUCUGGACCUUUCUGGAAAUUACUGAGGCUCCAGAUUUUUCUACUUUACACCUUUCUCUGCCUUGUAUUCGAAAGGGCUCUAAAAUGCUGUAUCAUGUUUUAGGCACUUUCUUAAUUUUGGUUAUUCCUUUUACUCUUGUCCUGAAAUAUUUGACCCUGGCUACAAGUUAAACAGUUGUGGGGGUUUUUUGUUUUGUGUUUUUUGUCUUUUUUUUUUUUGUUUUGUUUUUUUGUUUUUGUUUUGUUUUGUUUGUUUUUAAGCUUUCAGAUUAGUAAAUUGUCUGACAUUUCUUGCACAAUGUAGAUCUUUUUGUUAGGUUAAAUUAACAUUGCUAAAUUAUACAGUGCCAGAUUUUCAGUUUUGCGUACUACAUCUAUCAGGGCAGGUCUGUACUGUGUGUAGUGCUGUUUACAUUGUUGAAAUUUUAGGCUGUAAUAAUAAUUUUGAAGUUUUAUACCAGGAUGAAUAGCAGUGUUAACUGUUAACUACAAAUGCAUUAAUUCCAGAUAAUGGGGCUAGAAAAACAAUGUAAGCAACAGCUUUUUGUAAUACAGCUAACUCCCAUUUUAAGCUAACUCUCAGUAAAGUGAGUCCAGGUUAUUCCCCUUUUUGGUGAGUAUUUAACUAAAGCUUUGCCUUUUGUUUAUUAAACUAUAUUGUACUUGUCAGCCAAUUGAGUGCAAAAUAACACUUUAUAUCCAAAAUCAUUAAUAUGCCGCACACAACAGAGCAGCACUACCUCAGUUUUAUUGGAAGUAGUUGUUCUUUAUGAACUUUGAUUUCUUUUGAAGUUGUAUUUUCUUGGCUACAUGAAAAUACCUUUAUUUGCCUAGAAGAGCCAAAGGUUCUGCUUCUUAACAUUGGAAAACAUUAACAAAUGCAUAAUAUUGCCUCCAAGGAAAACUGUGGUGUAACUGCUUUAACUUGUUUGACUUGUACUGAAAAGCAUUAUCAGCUUACUUGCCUGGCAAGUGCAGUAUGCCUGCACAGGAACCACCUCUGCAUUAAUGAUGAGAAACCAAUUUUUUAAACCUAUAUUUAAUUGCUAAACCAUCGCUAGCGCUCCAUAUUCACUGGAGCAAAACCAUUGGCACCUGAUGACAAAGUGAAUUUCUUAAUGUGUUUUUAAUGACAGCAGUGUAGGCAAGUCAUUUUUAGAUUGAUUUAAUUAUGUUAAAUAGGACUCAAUUUAUUAUUUUUAAUGACCUGUAUUGGGAUUAUUUACCUGCUGAAACUGUUGUGAUCUGAAAAGGGAGUUUUAUUAACACUGGUUGAAAUGGUUUUUUGGGGCAGUUUUUUUUGGUUAUUGACGCUACCUUUUUUAAAUUUUAGUAUAUCGGGUUUUUUAACACUUUUUGGUAAAAGGGAUAAUAGCUAAGGUUUCUGUCAAGCUAAACAUUGGCACCAUGUAUAUUUGAUACACUUCCAUUAUACGUCUGUCUUUCAGACUAGCAUUUCCAGGUCAUAAAAUGGCUUCUAUUAAAAAAAACAACACACAAAACAGCAAAACCCCAACCAAAUAGUGAUCAAUUUAGUCCAUAUUAUGUAGCUGCUUCUGCUGUAGGAUUUUUAAAGAUAAAUCCAAGUGAAGUCUUGCCACUGGCUCUGCUGACAUGCAGUCCAACGCACAUGCAGAGCUUCAAGGGCUCCCUGCAGGUGUCCCACCCACAGGGCCCUGGCAUAAUACUGGGGUGCCUGCGAAUGGAUCUCAGCAUUGGAUCUCUGGUUUAAGAUCCUAAUCACUAAACAGACCUGAGAAGCUAAAAGAGUCUUUAAAAAAAACAAACAAGCUCAGACUUAAUCUUUUUCAUCCACCGUUAUGACAGUUCAGUGCUUUUCUAAGUGACUGUUAGGAACAUGUGAAGUUGUCAGGGAAACAAGUGUAGGUCCUGUUUCAGGUGCAACUGAGGUCACCAACUUUCAGAAGAAUUGCUGAGGCCUGAAUUUGUUUUUUGAUAGGUAAAUACACCCUGAAACUUUACCUGCACUUGUAUGUAGCUGUACCAGCUAAUCCUCCUAAUGAAGACAGUUAUACCAGCCAGGCAGUGCUUUUGGUCAUUAUAGCUUAGUCUGGUUGGGUCAGCAAAAUUGAGCAAAAACUCUCUUGCAAAAAACUGGUCGGGCUUUUGCUGGCACAGUUAAGAUGCAUCAUACCCCAACAAACCCUGCUCUGCUGCCAAAAUUUCUGCGUGUAUCUGGUUUGAGAGCAAACGUGGAGGCUUUUUUUGUAAGUUUAAGGCUACACAUGCAUUCUGUUAGGGAUUGUGUCUUGUCUAGUUUAUUUGAUCACUUCACUUCCUCCUAAGAGAACUCAGCGUGAAGACAGGCUGCUUAGUGUGUACUACUGCCUGUGUGUGCACACAUACUUGUUACUAGCAAUGCACAUAAUACUGCAGUGCAUCCAGAAGUUAAUUGCCAUGAAACUCAAGUGCAUUUUAAGAAAAAUGCAUUUAUCUUGUGGUCUGGCCUGACUGUGGAUUAGGACAAGGAGCCAAAUGUAUAGUACACCAAUGCCUGACCAUUCAGUACUUCUGUGGAGCUGCCCCUAGCACUCUACCUUGGCGAACAACCCCAUAUUCCACAUGAAGGGGAGAAAUUUCCUUUUUACAGUGGGAUGGAGUGCAAAUCUGGGUGGCUUGGCUCCUAUGCUGUCCUAACAAAAUGAAGGCUUUGUUCUGUCUGAGAGCCACCUAGCAGGAAUCAGUUUGGGAGUAAAAAGCUUCUCACACUAGCUGAGUGGAUUUUUCCAGAAAGGAGCUGUCAUUUAAUGUUGAGAUUUAAAUUCUUCUUUUAGCUUGACAAGAGACACACAACACAGUCAGGGCUGCCACUUUUUAAACUUGAUAUGGGCCGGGAAUGACAAGAGCUAAGUGUAAUGAUGUGUUCUUGGGGUUGCGCAGCACUUGCACAAUGGCAUGCAGGAGGCAGUGUCAGUACUUGCUCUGGAUUGUCUACACAUCCAAACUAACUUGCUUUUUAUGUCAGUGUAUCACCCAUGGGAUUGGGGUUCUGUACAUGUUUCUGGGAACCAUUUGUUAACAUUGGAGCCUUGGAAAUCUGCUUGUUUAAUGGUUGAACUGUGAAUUUCUGUGGAAUAGGCCAAAUAUUGACACUUUUUCAUUUUUAUAUCUAUUUUAAUCUUGAAAGUGUAGAGGGGGUUAUAUGUGGGCAUGAUGCUGAUCAAAUUUUCAAAACCAUUAGAAUUAUUUUUGUGUUACUCAUUUGGAAAAAAACAACAGAUAAAACUUGAUGCAUGAAAUGAAACUGCUGCGUCUUGGGGUAAGUAGCUGUAGAUAUGCAUUUUGACAGUUUUAGUAAUAUACUGGAAAACUGGUCUGAGAUCCAAGCUCUGGCAUUUUAUUGCCUUCCCUUUCACACUUGAUAUGACUUGUGUGGACUUCAGUGCCCCAAUCCUGAUCAAUAAAUACUUGAGUUUGGACAGCUUCCCAGUAGUGUGGUUCACAACACCUUUUGAAUUCAGCAUCCCAAAUGUGUUGAGGCCUGACCCUGCAGCUCCUUUGACUUUGUGGCAAUACUCGCAUGAGUCAAGAUGCAUGUAAGGAUCAGCAGGAUCAAGGCCAUAUAACUGCAGUCAGGACCAUGGGAAUGUAUUCAAGGAGACUGUUGAAUUUUGUGAAUCUAUUUGUUGCUAGUGAUGUUCUAAAUGGGGUAUUUAAUAUGGCACCAUUGUAACACAAUAACCAGAGGAAAAUGGAAAGCUAAGCCUCUGGUAGAUCAUUAGAAACAGUAACUUGUCAAACCUGAAUUUUCCAAAAUGUCUGCAAACCAGGAGUGUUGUCCUUGGUAUUGAUAGAAUACUGUCAAUAUGAAUAUCCCAUUUCCAUAAUAUAAAAUCUCUAACCUUCAUUUACGAACAAAUAUGCAACAAAGUCCAACAAGGAAAUGCUGUCUUGGUAUUUAAAACUGCUUCACCUUUGACAUCAUGUUUGUCCACUGAAACAGUCUUUCCUUUUCAUAGGCACUGACUGCCUUUUCCACUUCUAGGUCUUGCAGCCUUGUGUCCUAAAGCAUGGUGUCAACAGUGCUUUCAGUUUGGGAACUCAACCCUGCGGCUCACUUGCAAUGAAAUGGGCAUGUGAAAGUAGCCCUUUAUGCUAAAAAUGCACUUCUGGUGCUACAUCCAUCAGAAUUCUUCAUUUUACUGUUCCACUAAGAUUUAUUUAUUGAAAAAUAACUUGUGUAAAUGCUGGAUAUCUGUUGAAGUUAGCUGUUAAUUUAAUGUCUGAGCCUCUGGAUCCAGACGGUCGCUCUGCAAUGUAAAUAAUUCACCAGACUCUGACACAAAAGGCUGUAACUCAAUUCACCUUGUAGUAUGUGGGCACUCAUUAGAUAUACUGACCAGUUACUGUUCUUUUAGGAUUCUGUCUGCAUAACUGCUGCAUCAUUAUAUUGACAUAAGUUUGAUACUAUCUGUUUCUUAAGUUCACUGCAGUAUUUGGUAUACUGCUAGUAGUUUGCAUGUGACUGACCAUUUCCAGGAAUUAAAAAACCAACAACAAAAGUCCAGCUGCUGGACAAAUUAAGGGCACUCCAGAUGUUUUGUUCCAGAAAGUAAGAGUGAUUUGAGCUACUGUGUGGUAAAAGGCUUUUGCCUGUGGCUCUUCCCUGUUGCGGCUAUCCUCAUGCAGAGGAUAGUGAAAAGCCAUUUCCUAAGAGUGAACUAUAGACCUUUUUCAGUCUAUUCCUUUGAAAAUUAUAAUCUACAACACCAUGAGGUAGCAUUUCUUCAGAGGAAAAAUAUUACUCUCUGGUUCCAUGUUAGGCUGCAAGUGCAGCAUUUUUUGUAGUUCUGUUUAAUUUAGCUUAAAAAUCUAUGUCCAUCCUCCAUGUCUUCCCAAGACCAAUGCCUUGUUCAACACAGAUUUAUAUUUUGAGCAAAGGUGAAAAACUGGCCUGAUGCCAUCUUCAGGAAGCUAACUCCUUGGUUUGGCAAAUAAUGCACUUGGCAGUCGUUUUCACAGGCCACAACUAUCUGCUUCCCUGCUCAAAACCAAUGUACAUUUGAUGCAGGUGUGGUUGUGCAAGACUUUCUCCAAACCGGAGUAAGAAUGCCUUCCCUCAAGGGAUGUGCAGCUCCUGCUGACCUGAAGCAAUAGGCCGUGGGGGCUUGAAAGACUUGUCUUGCAAGCAGCUUGCCUUAAGCAAUUGAAUUUAUAGCAGUUCUUCACUACUGUUGUAAUCCUCUGCCUUUCCGGGUAUUUGUUUUUAUAAGCUUAAACUCCAUGGGAGGCUGUACAAUGUUUUUUAACUCCUACCUAUGCAUAAUUGCACUCUUUCAAGAAGCCCUCUGAAUAUUUUCAGGAAACUUUAUACACAGAUAGAGGAAAAAUAUCAUUCUUCAGUGGUCAUGCUCUAACAUGAAUUUUUACUUAAGUUGUGUUUUAUGAGCUAAGUUACCUGCUGUUGAAUAAAUAUGUUUACUUGACUUUGCCAUUCAUGCAGUUACAGCUGCUGGUUCUUGUAUUGCUGUCCUGGGGGUGCUAAAGAGGGCAGGUUGUGCAUGACAGGUGACAAUCUACAUCUAAUACCAGUAGAGUGCAAGGCUGGCUACUGAUAGAGCUACAUCUUAUGCUUUCUCUUCUGAAAGGCUGUUUUAACCACAGAUUGUGAAGGGAUGGACUGGAAAGGGCGGGAGCAAAUUGAGGCCAUAAUUCUGUUUGCGCAUCCAUCCUAAGAAAGCAAUGCAGUUUGCAGGCUUGGACCCUCCAUCUUCAUUAUUUGUCUCCCAAGCUGUCCAGUGUCCUGUCUCGCAAGGUUUUGCCACCGGGAAAGGAUGAGUGUGGUGUCUGUCUCCUGUCUCUGGAGUCUCACUCUUGUAGGCAAAAUGCUGUCUGAAGCACUUUGGAAACUGAAUUAGGGUGUUUUUUACUUCAUUGCAUUUUCUUUUAAGGGUCAUGGCCAAUUUGAUACAGUCAGUUCAGGAAAACUUCCAGGUCCUACACUUGCUAAUUUUGAGUCCCUUUGCCAAUAUGUAUGGCUUUACCAUUACUUUCUUACUGAAUUCUUUUAGCUGUUGUUGCUGUGCAGAAGUCCAACAGAAGAAAUGUAAGUCUCCUAGGCCAAAUGCUGUCAAAUGCACAAAGCCAAUGAAAGUGGAGGAUCUUUGAGUCCUAGCAAAUUUGUGUAGCCCUGAAGUUGACUGUGUCCUUUUUUAUUUUUAUUUUAUUAAAAUAAGAGCAUUAAAUGCAGCCUGGUUAUCUUAGUUCACUUUCUUUUCACUAGUUCAUCCAUUGCUGACUUCUAGAACUUGGCAGAUGUAUAGCUAAAUAUUUCAGUGGUGUUUUUUUGUCUUAAUCCAAUGGGUUUUUCAUCUAACCUGUGAGGUUUCUAAGGUAAGUUCUUUCGAUUUUAAAUUACUGAUCCCUUAAAAAACCUUCAGUCACAGUAUAUCUCCACUACUGUAGGUUUGUCAUUGUUUCACAGUCCCUUGAUUUCCUGCAUUCCAGUAAGACUCAGUCCACUGGAAAGGGAAGUUGCAGAAUUGCUCUGUGCUUUGCUGAGCGAAUGAGUUCCAUUUGGGUGUUUGUAAUGCGCACUUUGGUGUUCAGUGGUUUGUGUGUAAAGCUUUUUGUACAAAUGUCUUAUUUAAAGUCAAAGUCCUUUUUACAUGAAUUUGCAAUUAAAGGGAAAACUUUUAUUUUUUUUCCUAUC